AUGACUGGCGACGACAAUAACAGUAGCGCCAACGGCGGCAGCGGCGCCAGCGGCGGCGGCGCAAGCGGUGGUAUGUUUCAGCUGGUCGAGUCGACUAUUCCGGAGCAGAAGGUCUUCAAUAGCCUGCCCUUCCCGCUCGUCCUCACGCCGCACGUACUCCGGAAUCCCGCGAACUCGUCCGCUCCCUCCCCAUAUUCCGCGCCCUCCGCACCUUCCGCGCCCUCCGCGCCUUCCGCCGUACCUUCCGCAUCCCUUUCCGCCAAUGCCCCCGACGCAAGCGCUCCCGCUUCCCCCUCGUCUUCUCCUCAGGCCGUUCCCCUCGCCACGUCAGCAUCCUCCACGUCCGACGUGGCUACUCCCCGCGUCAGCGACGCAGUCGCGUGGAUCCGCGCGAACCGCGAAUGGCUGUUGGACACGUGGCAGCUGCACGGCGCGGUGCUGCUGCGCGGCUUGCCUCUCGAGUCGCCGUGUGAUUUUAACGAGGUCGUGGAGGCCUUCGGAUUGGACGAGCUGCCUUACGUGGGCGGCGCGGCUCCAAGAACGAAGGUGAUUGGUCGACUCCGUCCCUUCUCCGCUCCGCCAAACCUCCUCCAACUUUCUUCUCUGUCCCCUUCCCCCCUCCACCUCCCCUCCCCUCCACCGUUCCCUUUCCUCCCCUUCUCUGUCCACUCCCGCACGCCUCCCCGUCGCUCCCCUCACCCCCCCCACCCCACCCCAGUCCUUUUUAUCUCCUCGCCCCUUCCCUCCCUCGUCUCUCCCCAUUCCCCGCGCCUAACCUCAAUUCAAGCUCUGCGGCCUGCACUCCGCCUCGCCUCACCUCACUUCACGCCUUCUCACCGCACUCAACCUUCCAUACUUGCCCUUCGCCUUAUCUCCAAUCUCAAGGAUCCCCUCUCCUCCACUGCCUCCCACUGCUCUCCAUCCCUCCCCACCCCUCCCCAUCCCUCUCCAUCCCUCUCCACCGCUCUCCACUCCCAGGUGGCUCCACGUGUGUUCACAGCAAACGAGUCGCCUCCGGACCAGAAGAUUCCCUUCCACCACGAGAUGGCGCAGGUACCGGAGUACCCCACACGCCUCUUCUUCUUCUGCCAAGUGCCGCCAGCCUCAGGAGGGGAAACCCCAAUUCUCCCUUCUUGCGAGCUCACUCGCCGCUUGGCUCUGAAGCACCCCUCGUUUGUGGCACAGCUAAGAGCCAAGGGGCUGCUGUAUGUGCGCGUGCUGGCAGAGGAGGACGACCCUUCUAGUGCUAUCGGACGGGGAUGGAAGUCGACGUUUCUUACCCAAGACAAGAAUGAGGCCGAAGAGAAGGCGGCAAAGCUAGGGGUGAAGCUGGAGUGGCAGGCGGACGGCAGCGUUCGGACUGUUUCCGGGCCUAUCCCCGCGCUUAGGGUGGACACCAGGCCUCUACCGAGCCUCUCCACCAAACCUCGUGCUGCAAAGGAUGAGGCCCGGGAUGAACAGGUUCGGACAGGAAAGGUUCGGGAGGAAGAGGUUGGGGAGGGGGAGGUUCGGGAAGAAGAGGCUCGGGUGGAAGAGAUUCGGGAGGCAUGGUUCAACAGCAUGGUAGCGGCUUACACAGGAUGGAAGGACGUGCGUAACGACCCAACCAAGGCGGUUACAUUCGGCGACGGGGAGGCGUUACCGGGGGAGGCUGUACUGGCGGUGGAGGAGGAAAUGGAACGGCUGGCAGUGGCAGUGCCGUGGCGAUGUGGCGACGUGCUAUUGGUGGAUAACCUCACAGUGCAGCAUUCUAGGAGGUCGUUUGAGCCUCCCAGGCGGAUCUUGGCUUCGCUUGCCAAGUAA
Molecule: messenger RNA, 1803 nt
Organism: Closterium sp. Naga37s-1
Lineage: Eukaryota; Viridiplantae; Streptophyta; Zygnematophyceae; Desmidiales; Closteriaceae
Source: the annotation of a GenBank genome assembly